AUGCAAUUUACUGGCGAUGAUAUCGAUGCAUUAGCGACUAGAUUUGAUAAGAAGUUACAACGAGAUAUUAACUGCUUAGAAGAUGAUGACCGCUCUACCCGUAAGAGAGCUAUCGAGAAAAUAUCUAGUGAAACUGUUGGUAGAAGAGACCAGCUAAACCAAGAUGAAUUACAAGAUUUAUUUAAAGCUAUUAUUAAGCCAUUGCUUAAAAGAUUUUCCGAUCCUGUUGAAAAGUGUCGUCAGCUGUCCAUUAAGUUAACCUCAAGCUUUCUAUCCAAGGUUAAAAAUUAUGGCGAUAUUUUACCAUAUUUAAUACCAUGUGUACGAUCUCGACUUGCAACGCCAGAAAUUGUUGAGCCGUCAGAAGAAAUUAGACUUCAAUUAAUGAAACUUUUGUUGAAUUUAUGCAAUUGGUGUUCUAGUAAUGACUUAGCCGUCUAUCUGGAUGACUAUGUUGCAAUAAUUCAACGUUGCAUUGUUGACCCAUUCCCUGAUGCUAAAAAGGAGAGCUGUAAUUGUAUUAUUGCAUAUGCCAACUUGAUACCUUCGGAAAAGUUUCAAUUGCAAUCCGAAAGCUUAAUUAAACCACUGACAGUAUCUUUAGCUCAUCAACAUUCUAAAGUUCGCAUUGUUUGCCUUAAGGCAAUUGGCGUUACCUUGCAAAAAGGAAGCAUUUCUCCUCUCAAUGAUAUCUUACCGUCUCUGGCACAGCGAAUGCUCGACCAUUCACCUUCUGUUAGAUCAACAUUAACCGAAAUUCUUGCCAAUUGGAUGAUGAAUUUAAUGGAUAGAUAUUCUUACUUCCAUAAGAUCCUACCUCUGCUUCUUACAAGUCAAACAGACGAACUACCAGAAAUUGUUGAACUAGGGAAAAAGCUCUACGAUAAGGUUGGAGAACAAUACGAAAAAGAGAAUGAGGAAGAACUGAAAGAUCAAUUAGAUUACGAAAAUCCUACUCUAUCCAGUGCAAGUAGACCACGCCUUGGAUGCAGAGUGCUGGUACAGCGUAAUUUCUCAAAAAUUUUACCAGCAUUGCUACGUGAUGCCGCUGAUUGGACUGUUAUAUCACGUAUAAAGAGUACCGCUCUUUUGCAUGUCUUAUUGAUCCAUGCGGAAGAUCACGUAACUCAACAUAUCGGAAGUUUAUUGCCCGGACUUUACAAGGCAUGCCAAGAUGAUGAAAAAGUAGUUGCUGAUCAGUCGGAGAGCUGUGCAACAGUCGUUGGUAAACACGUACAUCCUGACAUAUUCGUCAAACUAGUAUUAAACGCCAUUAAAAGUGCUAGUGGCGGUGGAGGAGCUACUGCAACGGCAUCUUCAUUAGGAAGCUGUCUUAGAGUUUUUGCAGCCAUGUUAAAAGAAUGUGAUACAGAAAAGUUAUCCUCUCAUCUUCAGACUAUUUGUUCUACCUUAUGCCACCGUGAUAUUUGCAUGACAGAACUAUUGCCCUGUCAAAUCCAAUUAUUACAUAUUGUUAAAGCAAUCAUAACGAAUGCUGGCAUUAAUUGUAAGCCGUAUUGUAAAGACCUAUUUAAAAUAUUGAUAUACAUCUUGGCGCUACAAUCGAAUGAAGGUCUCCAUAAUCAGAUUGAGGAGACUUUGUCGGAGUUAGCAAGUUGUUAUGAAACGAAUGACCGGUUACAUUUAUACAAAUUGUUCAUGAGAGAUUUAUUAACGGAGCUUAAGGGUGAUCAUGGCAUUUGGGUGAGUAGCUCUCCUGAACGCUACGUGUUUGAAUGUUUGCUAAGAAGUUCUGGGCCAGUUGUUGGUCAAAUGUUAGAUAUAGCUAUUCCGAUAUUAAUAUCCAAUCUAAAUCCUGAAAAGGACCCGGAGCUCCGACUCAAAUUUUUUACGUUAUUUUCCAAUCUUUUGGUUAACGCAAACAUGACACUUAAUUCGGAGGGUACUUUUAUUAUGUAUAUUGAAGGAGUCAUUGCUGAUGCGAUUAUCAGCAAUUGUGUGUGGAAAGCUGGAAGAGCUGCUGCGGCUAUGAGAACUGCUGCUAUGUCCUGUUUAUGGGCUUUAUUACAAAGUGGAUUAGCUACUUAUGAGCAACUAUCUGAUCUUUUAGAUGAAAUUUUAACAAAAGUUAAAUCUUGUAUUGACGAUGACAACCAAUCAACUCGCCUUAUUUCAUGUAAAGUCCUUCACAAAUUACUACAGAUUUGUGAAACAAAGUUAGACGCGGACGCUCUUCAUAAUCUGUAUCCGGAUUUACUUAAGCGAUUAGACGAUAACAACAACGAGAUUCGAGUUGUUGUUGGUAAGACUUGGAUUACUUAUUUCAGAUACUGUGAUGAGCUGAUCAAUUAUCUGCAAGGACUGAUGAAUGAUGAUUCCUAG
Messenger RNA from Trichoplax adhaerens, 2343 nucleotides. RefSeq lists its product as uncharacterized. NCBI's taxonomy places the organism in Eukaryota, Metazoa, Placozoa, Uniplacotomia, Trichoplacea, Trichoplacidae. Gene Ontology annotation, molecular function: dynein intermediate chain binding. The record is from RefSeq and is a predicted model, not a curated record. Bases 1 to 2343 code for a protein of 780 amino acids. The transcript has 18 exons. Gene Ontology annotation, biological process: outer dynein arm assembly; inner dynein arm assembly; cilium movement. Gene Ontology annotation, cellular component: cytoplasm.